Messenger RNA from Pistacia vera, 1602 nucleotides. RefSeq names its product reticulon-4-interacting protein 1, mitochondrial. NCBI's taxonomy places the organism in Eukaryota, Viridiplantae, Streptophyta, Magnoliopsida, Sapindales, Anacardiaceae. Gene Ontology annotation, molecular function: oxidoreductase activity. The record is from RefSeq and is a predicted model, not a curated record. Bases 131 to 1225 code for a protein of 364 amino acids. The transcript has 7 exons.
GACAAAAUACAAGCACGUCGUGCUCUCUCGGUAAACAUUUCGCGGUUCUUAUUCAUUGCUUAUAUAAAUUUCUUCCCAAUUUCUCAACCCUAAAGCUGAAACGAAGGCGAACAAAACAACAAGUACAAGAAUGCAAGUCUUGAAAGCUCACAGGACUAUUGGUAUAAAUGAUUCGGUUAGGUCGUUACGGUUUGUUCGGUACAUGGUGACGCGCUGCAGGGCCGUGGUGCUGCCGCGGUUCGGUGGGCCGGAGGUGCUGGAGAUCCGGCCCGAUGUGGAGGUUCCCGAUCUCAAGCCUAAUGAGGUUCUUGUUAGAACCAGAGCUGUCUCUAUCAAUCCACUUGAUACAAGAAUGCGAUCAGGCUAUGGUCGUUCCUUAUUUGAACCUCUUCUACCUCUCAUUUUGGGUCGUGAUGUUAGUGGUGAAGUAGCGGCAACUGGAGCUUCGGUGCGGUCUCUGAGUGUAGGACAAGAAGUUUUUGGGGCAUUGCAUCCAACUGCUGUGAGGGGUACUUAUGCUGACUAUGCAGUUCUUUCAGAGGAUGAACUCACUCUAAAACCUGUAUCAGUUACUCACGUGGAAGCAAGUGCAAUUCCUUUUGCUGCGCUGACUGCAUGGCGUGCUCUGAAAGGCACUGCUAGGAUAACAGAGGGGCAAAGUUUGUUAGUUAUAGGCGGUGGAGGAGCAGUAGGUUUUUCUGCAAUUCAACUUUCAGUAGCUGCAGGGUGCCAUGUUGCUACUACCUGUGGAAGCAAAAGUAUAGAGCGAGUGCUGGCAGCUGGUGCUGAGCAAGCUGUUGACUAUACUGCUGAGGACAUUGAAUUGGCAAUAAAGGGGAAGUUUGAUGCUGUAUUGGACACUAUUGGUGGACCAGAGACAGAAAGAUUAGGCAUCAAUUUUUUGAAGAGGGGUGGACAUUAUAUGACACUUCAUGGUGAGGCAGCAUCACUGGCAGAUGCAUAUGGACUAGCCGUUGGGCUUCCUGUUGCUACAGCUGUCUUAUUGAAGAAAAGGCUUCAAUACUGGUAUUCACAUGGAAUAGAAUAUUCGUACAUAUAUAUGCGCGCUGAUGCAGAAGGUCUAGAUGAGAUUCGCCGGCUGUCUGAAGCUGGAAAGCUGAAAAUACCUGUUGACAAAACGUUUCCCAUAAUACAAGUGAAAGAGGCUCAUGAAGCUAAAGACAAGAGACUCAUUUCUGGUAAAGUGGUGCUGGAAUUUGACUGACUCUAAUUUCCAGAAGCUUAUAUACUGAUGGAAUCUUUCAGUUAUAGAUCCCAUCAAUUCCAGUAAGCCUUCACAUUCUUGCAAGGGUUCUUUAACUCAUAUUCCGAAGCUCAUUGCUUCAUUUUUUUCACUCGUAUAGCAAAGAAAAUUUUGUGAGUCAUAAUGAUCAAAAUCCAGUUGAGAAACUGUAAAUGUUUUAGAAGGGUUUAAUCUCAAGUGGUGAUGGGUAGUUGUGACAGGAUAGAUCUUUUGGUUGAGAACUUACCUAUAUUAUUCAAAAUCCUUUUAGAAUAAUCUUUUUCUUUUUUAUGUAGAGUUGAACCAUUUGAAGUGAGAUGGAAAUAGAAAACAGUUAAUUGUUGUUUUGUUUGUUUUAA